This is a messenger RNA of Felis catus (domestic cat), 1205 nucleotides long. RefSeq names its product methyltransferase like 23 (gene METTL23). Bases 407 to 982 code for a protein of 191 amino acids. The transcript has 5 exons. NCBI's taxonomy places the organism in Eukaryota, Metazoa, Chordata, Mammalia, Carnivora, Felidae. The record is from RefSeq and is a predicted model, not a curated record. Gene Ontology annotation, cellular component: nucleus; cytoplasm.
CGCCGCCCGUUUCCGGCGUGCGAGCAGCCGAGGCCACCUGUCUUCCCUGUCUUCUCUGCCAGGUCUUUGGUCUCUUGCCGCACGGCCACACCGUCCCCCGAGGGGUGUGUUCCCCGCCCUUGCUGUCCCGUUGCGGCGACCCGACGGGGCCCGCGAAGGGCCACGUGGCGCCGGUGAGACGGCUCCAGCCGGUCCCGGGGUCCCCCGCGUGCCCAGCCUGGCAACCUGGCGCCCUCCGCUGCUCGCGGCCCGCCGGGGGGCCACCGACUCCCCCACGGGCGAGCGUGGCCUUCGAGGGCAUGUGGUUCGGGCCCAGCGCUUUCGGUUCUCAGAGGAGCCGGGCCUGGGGGCUGAGGGGACGGUGCUGGAGGUCAGCGUCCCGCAGGUCCUGCACCUCCAGUACGGAAUGUAUGUUUGGCCCUGUGCGGUGGUCCUGGCUCAGUACCUGUGGUUUCACAGAAGAUCUCUGCCAGGCAAGGCUGUCUUAGAGAUUGGGGCCGGAGUGAGCCUUCCAGGAAUCGUGGCUGCAAAAUGUGGCGCCGAGGUAAUACUGUCCGACAGUUCAGAGCUGCCUCACUGCCUAGAAAUGUGCCGUCAGAGCCGGGAAAUGAACAACCUGCCACGGGUGCGUGUUGUAGGACUAACGUGGGGCCACGUAUGUCCGGAUCUCCUGGCUCUGCCACCACAAGACAUCAUUCUUGCAUCUGAUGUGUUCUUUGAACCAGAAGACUUUGAAGACAUCUUAACUACAGUGUACUUUUUGAUGCAAAAGAACCCCAAGGUCCAACUGUGGUCUACUUACCAGGUAAGAAGUGCUGACUGGUCACUUGAAGCUUUGCUCUACAAGUGGGAUAUGAAAUGUGUCCACAUUCCUCUGGAGUCUUUUGGUGCAGACAAGGAAGAUAUAGCAGAAUCUGCCCUCCCAGGAAGACAUACUGUUGAAAUGCUGGUCAUCUCCUUUGCAAAAAAGGACAGUCUCUGAAUCAUACCUACAUACAGGCUGUUCUGGGGCAAUGUCAACACUGAUUUGCAACCUAUCGUGCCAAUUAGAACUCAGACCCUUUUAGCUUCUUGGGAGUGAGUACAAGCACUGGAUUUGAAGAUGGUCAGAUCUGUCGGCCUUAAAAGAUUGUGGUGGGUCACCUGGACAACACUCGUGGGUUACAAAGCCAUGAAAACAAAAAUAAACACACCUGUAAGAGAAA